Messenger RNA from Drosophila suzukii, 2103 nucleotides. RefSeq names its product UDP-galactose transporter (gene Ugalt). The record is from RefSeq and is a predicted model, not a curated record. Gene Ontology annotation, molecular function: UDP-galactose transmembrane transporter activity. Gene Ontology annotation, cellular component: Golgi membrane. Gene Ontology annotation, biological process: pyrimidine nucleotide-sugar transmembrane transport. NCBI's taxonomy places the organism in Eukaryota, Metazoa, Arthropoda, Insecta, Diptera, Drosophilidae.
UAAAAAAGUCGCCGCUGGCAGAAGCUUCGGGCUCAGAUUGUUGUUUACGUGUCGCCCGGUCCGGUGUGGAGUCGUCUUCUCUUCUGCUCUUCUGGCCAAAGCCACAGCCAAACCAAAUCGCACGGAACGAACCGCCAAACGGAACGGCCAGCCGUCGACUGAUCUUGGCCAGAAACUGAAUCCACACAUUGUGUACCAAACCAACUCCGGCAUUUGUUUGCCUUUGGUUUUUAUUGGUUUUAGAGUUGGGCAAAAAACAAGGGAGUUUGACGCGGAGCAGCAUGAAUAUACACAUGAACGCCAAUACCCUGAAGUACAUCAGCCUGCUGACGCUGACCCUGCAGAAUGCGAUCCUGGGCCUCAGCAUGCGGUAUGCCCGCACCCGACCAGGCGACAUCUUCCUCAGCUCCACGGCCGUGCUAAUGGCCGAGUUUGCCAAGCUGAUCACGUGCCUGUUCCUGGUCUUCAACGAGGAGGGCAAGGAUGCCCAGAAGUUCGUCCGUUCGCUGCACAAGACCAUCAUUGCCAAUCCCAUGGACACGCUGAAGGUGUGUGUGCCCUCGCUGGUCUACAUCGUCCAAAACAACCUGCUGUAUGUAUCCGCCUCCCACUUGGAUGCAGCCACCUACCAGGUGACGUACCAGCUGAAGAUCCUCACCACGGCCAUGUUUGCUGUUGUGAUCCUGCGCCGCAAGCUGCUCAACACACAGUGGGGUGCGUUGCUGCUCCUGGUGAUGGGCAUUGUCCUGGUGCAGUUGGCCCAAACAGUGGGACCAUCGAGUGGCUCAGCCGGUGGAGCUGCAGCAGCGGCCACGGCAGCCUCCUCUGGAGGAGCGCCCGAACAGAACAGAAUGCUGGGUCUGUGGGCCGCACUGGGCGCCUGUUUCCUUUCUGGAUUUGCGGGCAUCUACUUUGAGAAGAUCCUCAAGGGCGCCGAGAUCUCUGUGUGGAUGAGGAACGUUCAGUUGAGUCUGCUCAGCAUUCCCUUCGGACUGAUCACCUGCUUUGUAAACGACGGCAGCAGGAUCUUCGACCGGGGAUUCUUCAAUGGCUACGAUAUGUUCGUCUGGUAUCUAGUUCUGCUGCAGGCCGGCGGUGGCUUGAUAGUGGCCGUGGUGGUCAAGUAUGCGGACAACAUUCUGAAGGGCUUCGCCACCUCGCUGGCCAUCAUUAUCUCAUGUGUGGCCUCCAUCUACAUCUUUGACUUCAAUCUCACGCUGCAGUUCAGCUUCGGAGCUGGUCUGGUCAUCGCUUCGAUCUUCCUAUAUGGCUAUGAUCCGGGCAGAUCGGCGCCAAAGUCGACUAUGCAGGGUCCUGGCGGCGAUGAGGAGAAGCUGCUGCCACGCGUCUAGCUCUGGAGGAAUCCGGAUCUGUCAACAGUAUUUGUCUACAACCCGGAGGCCGUUCGAUGAUUGCAUCUAAUGUUCUUGAUAUUCCCCACGUUGUGUGUAUAUAUGUUAGGGUGGAUAUUAAUGUCUGGACAAUUCGUAGCACUUUCCCCUUGGAAACGAUAGUUCUAAUGUAAAGCAAAUACUUAAUUAUUUAUGUAAUUUAAAUACAAUUAGGGUAUUCAAUAGCUAACGUGAAGUAUAGAAUAUAAAAUGAUAAAUUCGAAAUGCACAAUUUUAUAUAUCAUUUUAGUUGUUACUUUAUAAAAGCAAAGGAAUACCGAAAACGUUUACUGGACACAUUUUCUUUACCUAUUCUUUUGUAAAUAUCAACUUGGAGUUGAUUAGGUUGAGAACUCAUAACAAUUCAUAGUUUUAAUGUUACAAGAGAAUUUUGGACAAUUCCCCGCAGUAUUUUUCAAUUAUUUUUACAAAACGUUUUUUUAUAUAAAGCUCUUUAUUCCGAAAAUAUCUAAAUAACCUAUAUAUCGUUAUUAAAAGCUUCGAGUUGUCCAAAAAAGAUUUUUUGCACCCCAUUACUAUUAUAUUUAAUGUGCAAUUAUACAUUAUCAUCUUUCCUGUUUUCGAAAAUUGUAAUAUUUGUACUAAAGUCGAAUUACUCGCCAAGCGUUAUAAGUAUGAUUCCAUAUCGAGUCAACGCAACUCUCAAUUUUUUGUCAUUUUGUUCAAAUAAAAAUAAGACAAAUUAUAAAAA